CAAUCACAAACACAAACACAUCAAAUUCCCCUGAUUCUUUCUGUUCUCUCAUCUCUUUCAGCUCAUCCAAACCAUGAUUCCUACAUGGAGGGGGCGGAGAUCCGGUGGCGGCCGCCGUGCUAGUGCCAGCGAAACCCAGCAACCUGAACUGGAAGUAACUAUCCCUACCCACUUCAGGUGUCCAAUUUCACUAGACCUCAUGAAGGACCCUGUCACAUUAUCCACCGGAAUCACUUACGACAGGGAAAGCAUUGAGCCAUGGAUCGAAGCCGGCAAUUACAGUUGCCCAGUCACAAAUCGAGCCUUGAUGAACGUUGAACAGAUCCCAAAUCAUGCCAUAAGGAGGAUGAUACAGGAUUGGUGUGUCAAGAAUCGAUCUUUUGGUAUCGAAAGGAUUCCAACUCCUCGAGUUCCAGUAACCCCAAUUGAGGUUAUGGAGAUUCUUUCUGAAAUCAUGGAUGCCACAAGGCGUGAGGAUCAAUCCAAGUGCAAGAAUUUUGUGUCAAAGAUCAAGAGUAAGGGGAAGGAGAGCGAUCGAAACAAGAAGUGUCUUAAGGCUAAUGGCGCCGGAAGGACUUUGGUGGCGAUUUUCAAUACUUUCGCUGCAAUUUCGGUGGAGAUAUACUCAGAAUUGUUGGAGGAGAUCUUGUCAACACUAACCUUAAUGUUUCCACUUGACGCAGAAACCGCUUCUUUGUUGGGUACACCGGAAUCUUUAAACUGCUUGGUAAGGUUCCUGAAAUCCGGCGAUCUUUCUACGAGGAGAAACGCGGUUUUAGCCAUUAAAGAGAUUCUUUGUUUGGAUGAAGAAAAGGUUGAUGCCUUGGCAAGGAUUGAAGGAGCUAAAGAAGCUGUAGUUAAGCUAAUCAAAGAACCCGUCUGCCCUGCUUCAACUAAAGCUUCUUUGAUGGUUGUUUACUAUUUGGUUUCAUCUUUCAAUUCAAGAGAUGAAAUCAGAUCAGAAUUUGCAGAUAUGGGUUUGGUAGAUUUAUUACUUGAGAUCCUUGUUGACUCAGAGAGGAGUCUGUGUGAGAAGGCUUUGGGUGUUCUAAAUGGGAUUUUCUACAGUGAGGAAGCAAGAGAGAAGGCUUAUGGUAAUGCUUUAACCAUACCAAUUAUAGUUAAGAAGCUUCUGAGAGUAUCAGACAUUGCGACGGAGUUCUCGGUUUCGAUUAUUUGGAAGCUCUGCAAGUUUGAGAAGAGGAGUGAUGGAGGUGUUCUUGUUGAGGCUCAAGUGGGUGCCUUUCAGAAGCUUUUGUUGCUCUUACAGGUUGGUUGUGGUCAUGAGACAACAAAGGAGAAGGCAACUGAGCUGUUGAAAUUGUUGAACCUUAAUAGAGACAAGUGUGAGUGUAUUGACUCAAUGGAUUUUAAGGGGAUCAAGAGAUCAUUUUGAUUUGAAAGAAUCAUGGAUAUCAAGUAUGAAUCAGUACAGAUUUCAAAUUAAUGUACAAAAAUACUGAUGAGUAUACCAUUUUUUAUAUUGGUGCAAAAAAUUUAUAUAUUUGAUUCUGAGGAGGAACAAAAAUAAAAGAUUUAUCCCUAUAUAUGUUUGGUCUACCUAUUUGGAGCUUUUGAAGGUUUGUGGUGUCUUAAAGCUAUGUCUUUAAGAGUCUCAGCUUGUUGAGAAUUAGUUGCAACAUCAAUAAGGAUUUGGGUUUCUAUUUC
Molecule: messenger RNA, 1668 nt
Organism: Macadamia integrifolia
Lineage: Eukaryota; Viridiplantae; Streptophyta; Magnoliopsida; Proteales; Proteaceae
Product: U-box domain-containing protein 21-like
Biological process (GO): protein ubiquitination
Molecular function (GO): ubiquitin protein ligase activity
Source: RefSeq, a predicted model, not a curated record